This is a messenger RNA of Durusdinium trenchii, 441 nucleotides long. The record is from the annotation of a GenBank genome assembly. Lineage: Eukaryota; Dinophyceae; Suessiales; Symbiodiniaceae.
AGGAUCAACGGGCACGCGCGGUCCACGGGGUCAGGGUCACCAUCGCUCGCCAUGGCAACGAAGAAGGCCUCGAAGGCUUCCAAGUCAGCAGACUCCAUCAAUGCGCGCUUGCAGCUGGUCAUGAAGAGCGGGAAGUACUGCUUGGGACUGAAGACCACUCUGAAAACCCUGCGUCAGGGGAAGUCCAAGCUGGUGCUGAUCUCCAACAAUUGCCCCGCCUUGCGCAAGAGUGAGAUCGAGUACUACGCCAUGCUGGCGAAGACCGGGGUGCACCACUUCCAUGGCGACAACAACGAGCUGGGCACCGCCUGCGGCCGCUACUACCGGGUGAGCUGCUUGUCCAUCACCGACCCAGGCGACUCCGACAUCAUCCGCAGCUUGCCCGGCCAGGAAUGAGUGGAGACAGAGACGAAGACAACGCGAUGCCCAGGAAAAGGUGCG